Telopea speciosissima is the source of this 1632-nucleotide messenger RNA. RefSeq names its product adenylyltransferase and sulfurtransferase MOCS3. Gene Ontology annotation, biological process: tRNA wobble position uridine thiolation. The transcript is spliced from 11 exons. Lineage: Eukaryota; Viridiplantae; Streptophyta; Magnoliopsida; Proteales; Proteaceae. Bases 134 to 1534 code for a protein of 466 amino acids. The record is from RefSeq and is a predicted model, not a curated record. Gene Ontology annotation, cellular component: cytoplasm; cytosol. Gene Ontology annotation, molecular function: adenylyltransferase activity; thiosulfate-cyanide sulfurtransferase activity; URM1 activating enzyme activity.
AGUUACAGAUGCAGUCCUUGUCUUUUUUGAUAUGCGCAGUGGGUGAAAUUUUUGUGAACGCAAGGGAGGGUUAGGGUUUUGCCGGCGUUGCUGCAGCUUGCACUCUGAUCUCGUUUGUUGUCGGCUUCACGUAAUGGAUUCCAAUGGCGGUGAGGCAUCUCAAAUUCUUCGAGAAAUCGAAAAGUUGAAGUUAGCGAAAAGCGAGUUAGAGCAACGGAUAUCGUUCCUCCAAGCUCGUUUAGGUGAGCUGAAUGCCGUCGAAACGGAGGAGGAGAAGGAUUCUAACCAUUGUCGUCCAGCGUUGGUCAAUGGUGCAGGGUUCGGACAUGGACUGUCUCCAGAUAAUAUAUACCGAUACAGUCGACACCUAGUGCUAUCUUCAUUUGGAGUUCAAGGGCAGUCAAGUCUGCUGAGGUCUUCAAUUUUGGUGGUUGGUGCUGGAGGGCUUGGUGCACCUGCUCUAUUGUAUCUUGCGGCUUGUGGUGUUGGUCGGAUUGGUAUUGUUGAUCAUGAUGUUGUAGAGCUUAAUAAUCUACACCGGCAGAUUAUCCAUACAGAAGCAUUUAUUGGUCAAUCAAAAGUUGAAUCUGCUGCAGCUGCUUGUCGCGCGAUUAAUUCCACUGUUCAGAUAGAGGAACAUAAAGAAGCCUUGCGAGCAUCCAAUGCUUUGGAAAUUUUGAGCAAAUACGACAUAGUAAUAGAUGCCACGGACAAUGCCCCCAGCAGGUACAUGAUCAGUGAUUGCUGUGUAGUUUUGGGAAAGCCUCUUGUAUCAGGUGCUGCAGUGGGAGUAGAAGGGCAGCUUACUAUUUACAAUCACAAUGGAGGUCCAUGCUAUCGAUGCCUAUUUCCGAUGCCACCACCUACAACAGCUUGUCAAAGUUGUUCAGACAAUGGAGUUUUAGGAGUAGUCCCAGGUAUUAUUGGUUGCCUCCAAGCCCUAGAAGCUAUAAAGGUUGCAACAGCUAUUGGUGAACCCCUCUCAGGACGAAUGCUUCUUUUAGAUGCCAUAUCAGCACGGAUUCGUAUUGUGAAAAUAAGAGGAAGAUGUUUGGAAUGUGAAGCUUGUGGAGAGAAUGCAGUAUUCACACAGCAGUUAUUUCGAGAUUUUGACUAUGAGAAGUUUACUCAGUCUCCGCUAAAGAGGCCACCCUUGAAGCUGAACCUGCUUCCAGAUAAUGCGAGAAUAAGCACUGCAGAGUACAAAGAGAAAGUCAUCAAUGGAGAAGCACAUGUAUUAGUGGAUGUACGUCCUGCACACCACUUCAAGAUUGUUUCUCUGCCGAAGUCCUUGAACAUUCCAUUGUCAAGCUUGGAGAGUAAGUUGUCAGAUAUAUCUUCAGCCUUAAAGCGAGAGGAAGAGCGGACAAGUUCUGGUUCAGGUGCUUCUUUAUAUGUAGUAUGUAGAAGAGGUAAUGAUUCACAGAGGGCUGUUCAACUCCUCCAUAAAAUGGGUUUAACUUCAGCUCGGGAUAUUAUUGGCGGUAUAGAGGCUUGGGCUCGUGAUGUUGAUCCUAAUUUCCCUACAUACUAGCAGGAAAUGCUUGUUGUGAAAAUGUAUGGACAAUUAACUAAUGGCUCUGAUCUUUUGAAAUUUAAUGCUAUAUUUAAGGGAAAGUUCUCCCUGUUCAA